Hordeum vulgare subsp. vulgare (domesticated barley) is the source of this 2811-nucleotide messenger RNA. Its product is annotated as transmembrane protein 234 homolog. The coding region runs from base 278 to 661 and encodes 127 amino acids. The record is from RefSeq and is a predicted model, not a curated record. NCBI's taxonomy places the organism in Eukaryota, Viridiplantae, Streptophyta, Magnoliopsida, Poales, Poaceae. The transcript is spliced from 5 exons.
AAGCUCGAAAUCCAUUGUGGAUUGGUCGGCACAUGCUCAAAACUCCGUCAAAUUUUCACAACUUCUCCAUAGCUUAGAGGUUAGACAAACUUUGAAAUCAUCCAAACACAAAACUUCCUUCUCAGGAACCAAAAUUUGAAAUCACACAAACACAAACCUCCUUCUCAAAAGCCAAAAUUCGGCGCAAUCCCAACAAGCGAGCAAGAUCCAGUCACAGUCAGGGUCACAGGGACGAGAGCAGAGAAAUCCACAGCCCCAGAUCAGAUCCACGGCGCGCAUGGCGGCGGUGGGCGGCGACGCGGCGAGCAUGGUGGCGGUGGGCCUGGUGUGGGGCGCCACCAACGCGCUGAUGCGCCGGGGCGCGCUCGUCUGGGACCGCCGCUCCCGCUCCCUCCCGGCCGGCACCGGCGCCGUCCGGCGGUGGGCCGACCUGCUCCUCACGUGGCAGUACUCGGCGCCGUUCCUCGCCAACCUAUCCGCCUCCGCCGCCUUCUUCCGGCUCCUCGGUGACGCGCCCAUCUCCGUCGCCGUGCCCGUCACCAACGCCACCACCUUCGCCGCCACCGCCGUCGCCGCCGCGCUCCUCGGGGAGGCCACUCGCGCCGCCCCCGCCGCGCUCGGCACCGCGCUCAUCGUCCUCGGCGUCUGGGUCCAUACUUGAAUGCUCUGUUUUGGUCCUGGUACAUAUACCUGGUUCCUCCUAGUUCAUGGCACACAAGAUCAUGGCUGUGAUCUGAGGGACAAGCAUCCGCUUGACUGCAUGCUUAAUCCUACGAAGGUCAAUCACUCCUUCAUCCUUGAGACUACCUUCUGGAAAGAACAUGAUCAUCGAGAAGCCAUCGCGCACACUCUCAUCCCUACAGACAUACUCAACAAGAGUGCUCUUCCCUACUCUUAUUGGCCCAACAAUUGGAAGUACAGCCAAGUCUGAAGUAGCACUGGGACAAAGCAAGAAAUUCAGAACCCGUAGCCGUUCUGUUUGGCGACCAAACAUGCAGUUGUCCAAUAGUAAAUAUGUGCCAUAAGGUCGACGGAGUAUCCGAGGAUACGCCUCCAAGAAGAAAAUAAACUCCUUCAUGCCAGCCAUGGUGUCUUCAAGGGUAUCAACCAUCCGCUGCAGCUCUUCCAGCAUGUUGCUGUUUGUGCCAAACAACAGUGCUAGUCUGUUGCUGCUGCCACUGCCGGUCCGAGAGAAACGGAGCCGUUUGGCUGGACUGGAUUUAUACAGCGCAGAUGAUGUGUGGCUUAGCUCCUCCUCAUCGAGGGCGGCUUGGAAUCUCAAGGAAUCAAGAACAUAGUGGCCUCUUUACAUUCCUUGCCUCAACAUCUUGAGCUGACGGAGCAUCCCUGGUUGGUGAUGUUCCGCUCCUCGGCCUCCUCGACGACGAUGUCGAUUCUCGGUAGAACACUCUGUAACCUUUGGACAAUCUUGUCGAUGUCAGGCUGCUGCUGGAAGUAUUUGCUGAUAAAAAACGACGCUGACCUGCUGGCGAGGUCACCUAGGAUUGCAGAGACAAGGAUAUCCAUUGAUUGUGAACCUCCUUGUCUUAGAGUUCGAGCGAUGCAAUGGGCGGGGGAUAAAAUUAGCAGUGAGUGAUACUGCCUAUUUAGGCAUCGAGUGUUCUGUAUGGAAUAUUUGAAGGAGAGUGACUAUGGUGAAGGAGGUAUUGUGAGGCAGUGGGGCUAGUGCUGGAUGGAUCAGCAUGCAAUAUAUAUAUGAUGUGGUGGUGCCCUGCCAAUUUCUGAGUGGUUCUUUGCCUGCCUUGUGGAAUUGAGACCCUUUUUCCCUUGUCGAAUUUCUCCUUUCACGUGUUAUAACUUGGACUUAAUUUGGGCAGACAGUUCUACGAGGAGUGGUGGUUCGUUAAAAACGGUGGGUUAGUCAAAAACUACCGGUGAGACACGGAGUAGAAAAACCUUGCUGUUUGUUGACUCGAGGGUUGAAUUUUGAUAAAAGAGUGAGAAAUGAAUGGCAAGGCAGUCUAGAAGAAGGCCUUUUGGUCUUUGGCUCCAGGAAUAGUCGACUUAGAUUUGCUUUCUGUAUUCAGCGAGAGAAAGCACCCGUGUUUCUUCAGAAGAGCGAUGUGACCGAAGUAUCGGCAUACCAGUUCUUUUUUUUACCGAGGUUAGCAGUAUUUUUCUGACACUCAUGCUGCAGUUAGCAGUAACUUGGUAAGCAAACUGAAUUAACAACGAGAGGAGCAAAGUCAGGCCCAUAGAUACCAGCCAUUCAUUCCUGCUUUGCUAGCAGUGACAAACACCGGCCGGUAACUGAAUUUGUAUCUUCAGUUUCAGGUGUCGAUGUAUUCAGUUCAGAGUAGCUGGAGCUCCAGAUGGCCUCCUUGGCGAGCGCUUCGUCCUUCCCAGUCCUCUGAUCUUGCUGGCUGGCCGCUGGCCUUGCUGUCGUCUCCUGAGCUCCAGCCUCCAGGCAGUAUGGUGGGCUUCACCUUCAACCUUUUUGCCAGCUAGUCAGUCAGUUGCCCCUGAUCCUAGCCAUAUCUUGUUACUCCAGGCAGCAUUUUGUUCCUAGCUCUGUUAACCGGAACGGCUCUGUUAACAGUUGGCAUAGCCUGUCAUAAUGUCAAUGCUGGAGAAAUUGGCCAAGCACCAUUGGAGCAAUCCAACUUGAAUGAUGAGCAACUGCUGCACAGUGCAUCUUUAACAUAUGGGUGGGUAAUAACUUUUUGUGUGGUAAAGAUCACCCCGCCUCCUCCCGGGCAGGUUUCAACUCAUAUCAUUGAUUCGGUACUGAAUCAUGGGAAACAAGUGUGGAUUAUAAUAUAUUGUGAUAUGAAAUGACUAUCUGAUCUA